ACAAGUUCCGUCAUCGUCAUCGACACUGACAUCGACGUCGACAUUGACAUCGGCAAACGCUACCCUUCCACGUGCCUUCCGCUCUUCCUACGAGUACCCGCGAACCAUCUGCCCAUUGAACUACGAGAGCUCUCACGCGACAUCACUAGUGCCUCCUACAAAUACCCCUACAGACCUCCUUCAGUCCUGUCCACCUUAUUCUUCCAAUAUUGCAUUACCUCCACUCUUUGAAUUAUAUACGAUCUCCUGCCUUGGUCUUUAUAGUUCUCAACCAUAUAUUUUCCCUUCACAACAUGGCAGCACUGAAUGCCAUUACCUCACAUAAUGGCCAAUCGGAUGCUGCACUCAAGGAUCGUUUCUUUCGAUACUUCCAACAUGAGGUAACAGCAUUGCAAGAGCAGAUGGACCGUCUCAACACCACGGCUUGGACGGGAGGGGAGCGUAAUGAUGCCGUGGACCACUGCCUGGCUGGCAUCGAACGACUAAAUCACGAGGUCAAGGAUGCGAGUAGCUACAUCCCAGCUUACGACCAACGUACCUAUGGCGAAGCCGUCAAAGCGCUGAGCGCUAAACUGCAAACCAUUCGCACUCAGUUUGCGCCGCCGAAAAAGUUUCAAUUCAAGACCGGCCGCAAGAACAAUUCUGCAAUAUCCCUUUCCGAUGCUGCUGAGCUGGCCAGGCAGAACAAGCUCGGAGUCCCCGGCUACUCCUCUGAUACCUCCAACGCAAACUCGAGUUUCGCGCCAACACCCUUGGACAAGCUGUCACCAACCGAGGAAAAACCGCUGGAAUUCCCAUCACACGAUGGAGGGAACAGCAAAGGCGAUGAUUUUAGUGAACCCCGGAUCGAUGGUACCGCAGCAGGAGUGAGGACAAUGAGCUUUUCCGAUGCCAAUAGCGUGACGAUAUCCAACCAUAACAAAACACAUAUCCUGCUGCCUACAUCUGCCUCACAUGCCACUUCCUCGGGAACCGUGUCAAAUCUGCGUAACAGCGUCGUUGACUUGUCACCUCCUACAACAAACGGUGGGCCCUUUGCUAGCCUGACCCUAAAGAACAUCAAGCGUUCCUUGAUCGUUUGCGGACAGGUGACAGGUCCAGCGCACAUUACGGGGGUGGAGAAUAGCGUUCUGGUGGUAGCAUGUCGACAGUUCCGCGUGCACAACAGCAAAAAUGUAGACGUAUAUCUGUUCUGUGCCAGUCGACCCAUCAUUGAGGAUUGCGAGAACAUUCGGUUUGCGCCGCUUCCGGAAGCAUAUAACCCACCAGACUUUGCGACCAUCCCCAAUCUCUGGAACCAGAUAGACGACUUCAAGUGGCUCAAAUCCGAACCGAGCCCGAACUACAGCGUACUUGUCCCUGACGAGCGUGUCCAAGAAAAGGUCUGGAAAGAGACAGUACCAGGAGGACAUAAUGUCGGCCUGGACGACAUUCUACGAGCCGUAUCGAUAUUGCACUAAGAGCUUGGUUUCGGUGUUCCCUUUCAAGUGCGGCAUGUAAGCCGUUGUGAUUGAUUUUCAACGAAAAACUGCUGUGGUGUUUUCUUCACUCACCGUUGAGGAUUGAUAUCAUGUACGAUAGGAAGGUUAAAGAGUGGUAUGUAGGGAAGUAUGCGUGGCAUACUACACAUAAGCUGAGCAAUUCUUAUCAUCAUUUUCUUUUCGGUAA
Aaosphaeria arxii CBS 175.79 is the source of this 1668-nucleotide messenger RNA. Its product is annotated as TBCC-domain-containing protein. The transcript has 4 exons. Lineage: Eukaryota; Fungi; Ascomycota; Dothideomycetes; Pleosporales. The record is from RefSeq and is a predicted model, not a curated record. Gene Ontology annotation, cellular component: cytoplasm. Gene Ontology annotation, biological process: post-chaperonin tubulin folding pathway; tubulin complex assembly. Gene Ontology annotation, molecular function: tubulin binding. Bases 294 to 1460 code for a protein of 388 amino acids.